This is a messenger RNA of Penicillium cataractarum, 528 nucleotides long. Its product is annotated as ThiJ/PfpI family protein. Lineage: Eukaryota; Fungi; Ascomycota; Eurotiomycetes; Eurotiales; Aspergillaceae. The transcript has 2 exons. Bases 1 to 528 code for a protein of 175 amino acids. Gene Ontology annotation, molecular function: glyoxalase III activity. The record is from RefSeq and is a predicted model, not a curated record.
AUGUUCAAGUCCGACGCAACAUCAACAAAGUUCCUCGCCGAGCAAAAGGCCCUGUGGACAAAUACCCACAAACUCUCCGACGUCCUAGCUCGCGCCGAUGAAUUCGACGCUUUAUUCUACGUCGGUGGUCAUGGCCCAAUGUUCGACCUAACAACAGACCCAACCUCCCUAUCUCUAAUCCAAACAUUCGCCGCCUCCAAGAAACCAAUCGCAGCCGUCUGCCACGGUCCCUGCGUCUUCCUAAAUGCUACUUCCCCCUCCGGCGUACCCCUCCUCUCCGGCGCAAGCGUAACGGGUUUCUCCAAUGAGGAAGAAGAUCAGGUCCAACUCUCGGAUGCGAUGCCUUUCAUGCUAGAGACGGAAUUGCAGAGGGUUUCCGGUGGUGGGUAUGUUAAGGCUGAGCAGGCUUGGGGGGAGAAGGUUGUUGUUUCGAAGACGGCUGGUGUUGGGGGUGUUUUGAUUACGGGGCAGAAUCCGGCGAGUGCGACGGGAGUUGGGGAGGCUAUUUUGAAGGCUUUGGGGCUUUAG